AGAAUAAAUAGAAGGCUUUGCUGAGUCAACCGUAUUGUUGUCCUAUCAGAGUUAAGAGAGGGAAAGUACCUUUGCAAAUAAAUAUUGGCUCCUCUCCUCAUGCUUUCUGAGACACUCCUCAACUGCUCAGAUAUUCUGAGCCAACUGCAGAGAAACCUUCAGUCGCAGCAUCAUGAAUCAAAGUACUCUUAUUCUCUGCCUUAUUAUUCUGACUCUGAGUGGAACUCAAGCAAUACCUUUGUCAAGAACUACACGCUGUACCUGCAUCAGUAUUAGUGACCAGCCCAUUUAUCCAAAGUCAUUAGAAAAACUUGAAAUUAUUCCUGCAAGUCAAACUUGUCCACAGGUCGAGAUCAUUGCCACAAUGAAAAAGAACAGGGAGAAAAGAUGUCUGAAUCCAAAGUCUAAGACUGUCAAAACUUUACUGAAAAUAGUUAGCCUGAAAAGAUCUCAUAGAACACAGCGAGCAGCAUAAUCACUGUACUAAGGCUGGACCAGAGAGAGACUGCCUCUUCAUUCAUUUCUUCACAUACAAUAUAUACCAAGCCUCGGUUGUCUCUGGACUACAAUUCUCCUAAACAUGACCUACUGAAGUAGCUGCUACAACUCCUGAAGGGAAAAUGAAUGGUUUUCAUCCUAAGCUGUUCAAGUUUACUCUGAUACUAUAUAAGCUAUGCUAAAUCUCUACAUUCCUAGUGACUGUGUCAUAGCCUGGCCCGGCUACUGCCAUUUCCUUUACCUUUCCUAUUUUCUUUUUUUUUUUUUAAUUUUUAAAUUUUUUUUACAUAAACACCAUUCCCACCACCAAAAGACUGUAUCCCAAUCCCAACCACCCACCCCUGCCCCACUGAGAAGCCCAAUGGACACCCUCCCCUUCGCCACAGGGCUUUUACUUUGGUGCCCUGCUCUCAAUUUAAUCAGAUCCUGCUUUUAGUUUCCCUUUCUGUUCUUCUUUCUAAUACCUUCCCUAUUUUCUAAGGGAUAUUAAAGGAUCUUUCUACUUCUAGGUUUAUCAGAGUUCUUAAAAAUCUCAAAUAACUAAAAAUGGUAAAAAGUAACAGUACAAUCUACUUUUUAAAGAAAUCUUUACUCCAAAGACUUCUAUUGCCAUCCUUCCAAAUAGCUCAUAUUCUUCCAAGGGUUAUACAUAGCUAUUUCUACAUACUCCUUGUAUAUAUGUAGAAAUGUCAUAAAAUGUAUAUAAAAUUUAAUGAAAGAGUAUACAAAAUAUAAUUCUUAGAUAUGUUUUUAUAUUGUUUUCAAUAUUUAUGGACUAGGCUGUGUAAUUACUACACAUGAGUGGGCAAAGGGGAAAAUUUUAAACUUACAUGCAUGUUUUAUAUUUUUUGUAAAACAAGUGUGUUGGUAUUUUUCAAAAUAAAAAUGAUGUAUUAUUUUGGAAAUAUCAAGGAAAAUGGUGUUAUUGUUAGAAAGCCAAAAGGUAAAUAAAGUAAUUAUGACUAAAGUA
Erinaceus europaeus (western European hedgehog) is the source of this 1468-nucleotide messenger RNA. RefSeq names its product C-X-C motif chemokine ligand 10 (gene CXCL10). The record is from RefSeq and is a predicted model, not a curated record. Gene Ontology annotation, biological process: chemokine-mediated signaling pathway; cellular response to lipopolysaccharide; neutrophil chemotaxis. The coding region runs from base 173 to 475 and encodes 100 amino acids. Gene Ontology annotation, molecular function: chemokine activity; CXCR chemokine receptor binding. Gene Ontology annotation, cellular component: extracellular region. NCBI's taxonomy places the organism in Eukaryota, Metazoa, Chordata, Mammalia, Eulipotyphla, Erinaceidae. The transcript is spliced from 4 exons.